This is a messenger RNA of Moneuplotes crassus, 822 nucleotides long. The record is from the annotation of a GenBank genome assembly. NCBI's taxonomy places the organism in Eukaryota, Ciliophora, Spirotrichea, Euplotida, Euplotidae.
CAAAAAUGACUUCUUCAAAAAUAUACCUAUACCCCAACGAUGAGGAUACUGCUAAAUCUCUUUUAAGCUGCUUAACCUCUACUUUCGAAGGUUCUGGACUUGAACCUAUCAUCAGGCCUCUUAAUAACAACAACGAUGUAAUUUAUGAGUUUUUAGAACCCCUCGUGAAUACUGAAGAAAUCCAAAAAUGACAUCUUAUGAUUAAUUUACCUACUGAUUACAGCCUGGAUGAAGUCCAGAUUGAGGAGAUUAUUGGGAACUUGAGAGAGACUCUUGACUAUGAGAGGGUAAAGGAGAUGACCAAGUCUUUUGUCAUUGAUUUUGAACCUGUUAUAGAUUAUUCUGAUGAGGAGCAAGUGUAUGAUAAAAUCAAGAAUAUAACUAGUCUUAUUAAUGAGCUAGUUAGCAAUUUUAGCCUACCAGUUACUUUAUACAUAAGUCCAUCAAGAUUUCAACCUGAAGUACAAAACAUUCAAGCAAGAGAUGGAUUUUUUGAGCUAGCUGAAACAAUAAAAGAAUCAAAUGGGAGUAUCCAACUACCUCUAUAUACAGACCCUGAUCCUGUAAGAAUUGAUGAUAUAAUCACAUCAAAAGAAGUCCUAUCAGACCUCGGUGUAAAAAUAGACUAUCUAUUCGGUAUCCAUCACUCAUUCUCCAACCUUUCCGACAGAAUCCAACAAAUAAUUUCCAACAAUCUCCUCGACACCAAUUACGAGCUUAGUUUCUACCAACUAUCCCCUCGUGACACCGAAGACCAGAUCCUAACCUUACAUUCCAACUACUUAAAGGUAAUUUCCUCUAUUACAACUCCCUAAAUCUCUC